This is a messenger RNA of Babjeviella inositovora NRRL Y-12698, 1881 nucleotides long. It is a transcript of the gene SAC6, whose product is annotated as fimbrin. Gene Ontology annotation, cellular component: actin filament bundle; cytoplasm; actin filament. The transcript has a single exon. NCBI's taxonomy places the organism in Eukaryota, Fungi, Ascomycota, Pichiomycetes, Serinales. Bases 1 to 1881 code for a protein of 626 amino acids. Gene Ontology annotation, biological process: actin filament network formation; actin filament bundle assembly. Gene Ontology annotation, molecular function: actin filament binding. The record is from RefSeq and is a predicted model, not a curated record.
AUGAACAUUUUAAAGUAUCAAAAGAAGUACCCGGUUCUCGACCAGUCGGACCUCUUCAAGGUGAUCGAGGACUUCCGUGCCAUUGACCUCGAGGACAAGGGCUGGGUAGCGAAGCAGAAGGUGAUCGAAUACGCAGCCAAGAGUGAGGGGACCUACGAUGAGGUUCGUGAGACGAUGAAAAAUGUCAGCGUCGAUGCGUCUGGCCACGUUGAGUUGGACGAUUACGUGGAGCUCAUUGCGAAGUUGCGCGAAGGCUCGCGCUCGCUCCAGGUGCCACAGGCGGCACACGAUAGUGUGUCUCCGGCCGCGACCGGGCGUGUCGGCACAGGUCACAAGACGCGCAUUGUCGUGGGUGGGCGUAGUGCCGAUACGACUCACUCUAUCAAUGAGGAGGAGCGCACGGAGUUCACGCGCCAUAUCAACAGCAUCCUCGCGGGCGACCCUGACGUCGGGGACCGUCUUCCGUUCCCAACUGACUCGUUCCAGAUCUUUGACGAGUGCCGUGAUGGGUUGGUGCUCUCGAAAUUGAUCAACGACUCGGUGCCCGACACGAUUGACACGCGUGUGCUCAAUUUCCCGACGAAGAAACCGUUAAACAACUUCACUAUGAACGAAAACGCUAAUAUCGUGAUCAACUCUGCCAAGGCGAUCGGCUGUGUGGUGGUUAAUGUGCACUCCGAUGACAUCACCGAGGGCAAGGAACACUUGAUCUUGGGGCUCAUCUGGCAGAUUAUCAGACGUGGUCUCUUAUCCAAGAUCGACAUCAAGCUCCACCCUGAGUUGUAUCGUUUGCUCGAGGAUGAUGAGACGUUGGAGCAGUUUUUGCGCUUGGCGCCGGAACAGAUUCUUCUCCGCUGGUUUAACUACCACUUGAAGGCGGCCCAGUCGCCGCGUAGGGUGGCCAACUUCUCCAAGGAUGUGUGUGACGGUGAGAACUAUACCGUCUUGUUGAACCAGUUAAAGCCGGCAGAAUGCUCCCUCGCGCCGUUAAAGACGGCGGACCUUAACCAGCGUGCAGAACAGGUCUUGCAGAACGCGGAAAAGAUCGGCUGCCGCAAAUACUUGACCCCGACGUCACUUGUGGCCGGGAAUCCAAAGUUAAACUUGGCGUUUGUGGCGCACUUGUUCAACACCCAUCCAGGAUUAGAUCCUAUCGAGGAAUUUGAGGCGCCGGAGAUUGAGGAAUUCGACGCGGAAGGCGAACGUGAGGCCAGAGUGUUUACGCUCUGGUUGAAUUCGCUCGACGUGGACCCAGCGAUUGUUUCGCUCUUUGAGGACUUGAAGAACGGUACCGUUUUGUUACAAGCCUUUGAGAAGGUCAUGCCGGGCUGCGUCAACGCGAAACGUGUUAACAAGGUGCCUGCUUCCGGCGAAUUAUCGCGCUUUAAGGCAUUGGAAAACAACAACUACGCGGUCGAGGUGGGCAAGGCCAACAGCUUUUCGCUUGUGGGGAUCGAGGGGUCUGACAUUGUGGACGGUGUUAAGGUGUUGACCUUGGGGCUUGUCUGGCAGUUGAUGAGACGCAACAUCACCCUCACGUUGAACGCGUUGAGCGCCCAUGGCGAGAUUUCCGACAAGGAUAUCUUGAAGUGGGCCAACACGAAGGCUGGAAGAAACCCCGUCAGGUCGUUUGGUGACAAGUCCCUUGCGAACGGUAUUUUCUUCCUUGAUAUCUUGCACGGCUUGAAGCCGGGCUAUGUGGACUAUGAUUUGGUCAAUGGGGGUGACAGCGAGGAGGAGAUCUAUGCGAACGCAAGAUUGGCGAUUUCGAUCGCGAGAAAGUUGGGUGCGUUGAUCUGGUUGGUUCCGGAGGACAUCAAUGAGGUUAGAAGCCGUUUGAUUUUGACGUUUGUGGGCUCAUUAAUGUCGUUGGAGCUCUAA